UGGACCUCAACUACCAGGCCUUCUUAUGGCGGCGAUGGCGGCUUUGUCCGUGCUGUAGUAUUUCACGCUGUAAUUUUUGGGUAAUUUUUGCUCGAAGAAUGCCACGGAAGAGGAAGUCUGCUGUAUUGAAAGAACCAAAAGUUUCCACAGAGACCGAAUUACAAGAUCAGCAACAGAAAGUGAACUUGGUAAAUGAAGAGGAGAAUGAAAAACCCGUCUGUGAAACAACGAACAAACAAGUUCCUGAUCCCUCUCCCCCUGAAAUUGUGGAAGAGGUCUUUACUGCUGAAAGGUUAUUUGAGUAUCAAUGGCCUCCCGACAGAUCAGGAGAGUUUUAUCUUCUGCAGCAUCAAGUGUGUCAGUUUCUGGAAACAGAGGAUCUUGAAGAAAAAAAUCCAGAUUUAGAGAGACAUACGGUAGUGGAUGACGAGAAACUGUACCUCAAAGAGAAGGGAGUCAUCCCUGAUGAAUUGCAAGAAUUAGCAGCAUUUAAGACAGAGGAUGUUUGUCAAAUAAUGAUUGAUGGUUUUCCCAAAAAAUAUAAGGAAUAUAUCAGGGUGGCUCAUGUCAAGGAACGUCAAAGCUUAAUUCGAAAGGCAGAAGAAGAAAAGAGAUCUUUGGAAACUAGAAAAGUAGCAAACUACAUAAAACGAGCCAUUAAAGAUGUUGCAGAGUUCAAUGCUCAAUUAGCUCAGCAGAGAAGAGAAGAGCGAUGUUCAUACUUCGACAUGCAGACUCAAAUCAUCCAUGUACCAGCCAAUAAGACAACACGAUUAUCACGGCCUUGCACCAAACCAAGUUUAUACCCAGUUGCUCUUCUUCCUGGACAAUUCCAGGAAUACUAUAAAAGGUACACUUCAGAAGAGCUGAACAACUUUCCACUUGGUACUGUUAUGGAAAUGCCGAAGCCUCCAUUGCCUCCAGAACCAUAUGUACCUCCACAGCAAGAAGACUCUGAAGAAUCAGAUGAUAUAUCCUUGCCAGAUUCAACAGUGGAAGAAGGUAGUGAUAGUAGUUCUGAGGAGGAACCAGAAGAACCACCAGCAAAGAAAAUACCAGGAAAAUACAAACCCCCAAAACGUCCCAAUGCCCUGUGUGGCAUUUGUCUGAAAGGUCCAGAUUCAAACAAGAAAGGACUGCCAGAAGAACUUAUACACUGCUCCCAGUGCGAGAAUAGUGGACACCCCACAUGUUUGGACAUGAACGCACAGCUGGUUGUAGUGAUCCAGACAUAUCCAUGGCAAUGCAUGGAAUGUAAAACUUGCAUCGUCUGCCGGGACCCUUUUGAUGAGGAUAAGAUGUUGUUCUGUGACGAAUGUGACCGUGGAUACCACAGUUUCUGCGUGGGACUCAAACAGAUACCUGUGGGUCGGUGGACAUGUGACAAGUGUGGUAUGUGUGCAUCCUGCUUGAGAAGAUCCCCAGGUGAAGGACCAACCUCCAGAUGGAAACACGAGUACACCAAACCACGAGACGGAUCAGAAGUACAGUUCUUACAAACCUUGUGUACUGCUUGUUCCAGGUUGUUCCGAGCCGGUAACUUCUGCCCGGUUUGUUUGAAAGUUUACCGCAAUGACGAGUCUGAUUUGCCUAUGGUGUGUUGUGACAUGUGUGACCGCUGGAUUCACACAGAUUGUGAUGGUAUCGACGAAAAAGCUUAUGCACAACUCGCCCGGACGAAAAGCAAGUACAGCUGUGUUCUGUGCCGCGGAGAGAAGCAAGAAAGAAUGGAUUCCUUUCACAGAAAGAACAGGAGCAAGGCUUCAUGAAACUUAUUCAGAUUUGAUUAUGCUAUUUAUAACUUACUUUUUAACUUAUUUUUUGUGUCUUUUUUAUUGUACAGACGUUUUUUGAUGAACUGGUUCUGUAGGUUAUACACAGUUUUGGCCAGUUUGGCACUCUACGAAGGAUAUUAUCUUAAAUUUCCGUAGCAUGGGACGAAUUCACUUUUGUUCGGGGUCGAGUGACUUUCCGUUUGGGGCAAUGUGAUUUUCCUGGUAUGGAAGGGGAGAAAGAGGGGGGAGGGCGAAGGGUGAGGGACUGGGGGGAGAGGGGUGGAGGAACAAGGAGGGAAAUGACCAUAGUAACGGACUGCUUGACCAUCUUCGAAACCCAACCGAAAUUGUGGCAGACUUAACGUUAGUCCAAACCACAAGAGAGAAAAGAUACAAAUGGCAAAACACAAGAGAUAAUCUCUGCAUACCCUAACGUGAUCUUUCAAUCUACAAUCAUCGUAGAGCAGCAUGCCUUGAAUUACAGCGGUUACUGGUUUGCAUGUAGAGAGGCCAAAAAUGUGAUAGAACAGGGGAAGGGUUUAAGGUCGUUUGAUGGCAUUAGAUGCUGCUUGACCUUCUUAUGAAAGAUAACUUUCAUGUCCUAAUGCUAUAACUGAAGGUCAGUUAUAGCUCUGGACCCAACCGAUGUUCGACCAACCCUACUGGACGUCACGGAAAACUUGGAUUUUAACCACAUCAUAAUUUAAGAACGUGUUUAUACUUCCAGUAGCAUGCACCUACUGUUCUGCAAAAUCUUUUUCGAAUCCGAACCUUGAGUCCCCCGCCCAGUCCUCCGAUAGGAGGAAUAUUUAAUAUGUAAUGAACUGGGUACGAGUUACUUUAUAACCCUUGAUAAUUUCAAUGGGGAGCAUUGGUCCCGAUAAAACCCUGAUGGAACGAUGUCACACGACCUUCCUGGCUAAAAUAAGGGAAUGCUCCCCCCCGCCUCAAACGUUCUUCGAGACUCAUGAAAACCGAAUGGAUGGUGACUGUGUAGUCCGAUAAAAGAAAUCUCAAACAGUUUUUAAGUUUUCCUUUUGUAUUGAACUUUAAAUGGGACUUUUGAUUUCUACAAAUGCAACCAGCAUCGUAAAUUGAAUCGAAGAAGAGCAUGACAAACACGAAGCAAUAGAUAACAAAGAUGACUCUAAAAUAACAAGGGAAGACUUGUGGCUCUGUUGAGAAACGAGAAAGACCUGGAAACCAUCGCUGACGUUCUAUAUUUUAUGUUGGGGGUCAGCCAACCAUUUCUGUUUUUCCGAGACGACCAGUCCAGUCUUCAGUAAGAAUAAAUGUGUU
Molecule: messenger RNA, 3074 nt
Organism: Stylophora pistillata
Lineage: Eukaryota; Metazoa; Cnidaria; Anthozoa; Scleractinia; Pocilloporidae
Product: PHD finger protein 10
Cellular component (GO): npBAF complex
Source: RefSeq, a predicted model, not a curated record